Messenger RNA from Nannospalax galili (Upper Galilee mountains blind mole rat), 1979 nucleotides. RefSeq names its product phospholipid scramblase 3 (gene Plscr3). Gene Ontology annotation, biological process: plasma membrane phospholipid scrambling. The coding region runs from base 438 to 1325 and encodes 295 amino acids. Lineage: Eukaryota; Metazoa; Chordata; Mammalia; Rodentia; Spalacidae. The transcript is spliced from 8 exons. Gene Ontology annotation, molecular function: phospholipid scramblase activity. Gene Ontology annotation, cellular component: plasma membrane. The record is from RefSeq and is a predicted model, not a curated record.
GCCAGAGCCCGGGUCUCCACGCCUCCGCAGUUGGAGCGGAAGGGGCGGGGACGAGGCGAAGGGAAGGCGCUCAAGGUCCAAGGUCCAAGUCCCUCCGGAGAGGUUGCAGGGGCGGGGGAAGCGAAGGAGCCUGCCUCUGCGCAGACGCCCCGCCCAGCUGGAAGGGGCGGAGCUUAGGCGCCCCGGGGGCGGAGUCAGAUCCUGGACCAGCCUCCACCUGCGCCUGUGAGCCCCCGAGUGCGUGGGCCCGGGUUAUCCUGGGGGGCUUCAGGCGCCGCCCAAGAGACCCUGGGCCGGUGCUGGGCGCUGCUGCCUCUUCGCGCUUGCCUGUCCGUCUUUGUGUCUGUCUCUUGUCUGUCUGGCUGUCUCCGAGCUUGCCUCCACUCCAGAACUAAGCCUCCCGGACACCGUCGUCCCACGAGCCCCCGCCCUUUCCUAUGGCUGGCUACUUGCCCCCCAAAGGCUACGCCCCUUCACCCCCACCUCCCUACCCGGUGACUGCUGGGUAUCCGGAGCCGGCGCUGCAUCCUGGGCCGGGACAGGCUCCAGUGCCCGCCCAGGUGCCUGCCCCUGCGCCCGGCUUCGCUCUCUUCCCCUCUCCAGGCCCUGUGGCCCCAGGGUCUCCUGCUUCCUUCUUGCCCCUGCCAGGGGUGCCUUCUGGUCUCGAAUUCCUGGUGCAGAUUGAUCAAAUCUUGAUUCAUCAGAAGGCUGACCGGGUGGAAACGUUCCUAGGCUGGGAGACCUGUAACAGGUAUGAACUGCGUUCCGGGGCCGGACAGCCCCUAGGUCAGGCGGCUGAGGAAAGCAACUGUUGUGCCCGUCUGUGCUGUGGUGCUCGCAGGCCGCUUCGUGUCCGCCUAGCAGACCCUGGAGACCGAGAGGUGCUGCGUCUGCUCCGCCCACUUCACUGUGGCUGCAGCUGCUGUCCCUGUGGCCUUCAGGAGAUGGAAGUACAGGCUCCACCUGGUACCACCAUUGGCCACGUGCUACAGACCUGGCAUCCCUUCCUUCCUAAGUUCUCCAUCCAGGAUGCUGAUCGGCAGACUGUCCUACGAGUGGUGGGGCCUUGCUGGACCUGUGGCUGUGGUACAGACACCAACUUUGAGGUGAAGACUAAAGAUGAAUCUCGAAGUGUGGGCCGCAUCAGCAAGCAGUGGGGAGGGUUGCUACGAGAAGCCCUCACAGAUGCAGAUGACUUUGGCCUACAGUUCCCAAUGGAUCUAGACGUGAGAGCAAAGGCUGUGCUCCUGGGAGCCACGUUCCUCAUUGAUUACAUGUUCUUUGAGAAGCGAGGUGGCACUGGACCCUCUGCCAUUACCAGUUAGAAGUCACAUCAAGGUGAGGAGACCAUCACCUCAACCAGAAGUCAAGAUGGUCACCUGCCCAGGCCUGCCUCUCCUCAGAGGCUACCCCUUUCUUCAGUGUACCCUACAGGGGACAGACAGGGGUGAUGGAGUGGCUGGGAGCCAUUGUGUCCUAUCCAUCCCCUCUCCCCCUGCCCUCCUUCACCUGUAGCCCUGCAGAAGAGUAUGUAUGAGAGCUUUCCCCCACUGUGUUCUACCAUCUCCCAGCAGUCCCAACGCACACAAGCUUAUCAGCUUUCCAACUUUCAUACCCACUCCCUCCCACACUAGUCUAAGGCCUCUGCAUGAGAGGAGGUCUCUGGAAUCCAGGACUUAAGUUUUACAGCAGGGCUAGUGGGUGAAGGGCAAGCAGCCACCAAAGAUGGCAGACAUGCCACCCUUCUCCUGCAUCCAUUUGGCCAGUUAGUUUAGCCUCAGACUGUGGCACUUGGAAGGGAUUCCUGCUUCCUCACACCUGUAGAGGUCGGGUCCCAGUGCCAACUUCCUUUCCCCUUUGGGCCCUGCUGGUGCUUGCUGUAGCUUCCUGUGCCUUAUUUAACCACCCCUUCCUUCCCCUGCUGUAGGAAGGAGACUGCAUCUUUGUAUGUAUUCAUAUAAACUUUGUAACUUUUUAAA